This is a messenger RNA of Iphiclides podalirius (scarce swallowtail), 1668 nucleotides long. NCBI's taxonomy places the organism in Eukaryota, Metazoa, Arthropoda, Insecta, Lepidoptera, Papilionidae. The record is from the annotation of a GenBank genome assembly.
AUGACCGACCGUAGAGUGAACGAAUGUGGUGUGCAUCUCCAGCCGGACCCUAACGUGCUGGAGGCGGAGACGCCGGCGGGGCUGAUCCGCGGCCACGCGUACUCUGUGACGCGCGUCAAGUACGUGGACAUCGAGACGCCGGGGCGCGCGGGCAAGAUCCCGCUGCUGCGGCUGCGCAACCCCUGGGGCAACGAGGCCGAGUGGAACGGGCCCUGGAGCGACAAAUCGCCUGAGUGGCGGUUCAUCCACGAGUCGGAGAAAGAGGAGCUGGGCCUGACCUUCGAUGAUGACGGCGAGUUCUGGAUGUCCUACAAGGAUUUCGUCACCCACUUCGACAGAGUGGAGAUUUGCAAUUUGAACCCAGACUCGCUGGAUCCGGAAGAGUGCCCCGAAGGAUGCACCAAGAAGUGGGAGAUGUCCGUCUUCGAAGGGGAAUGGGUCAGAGGUGUAACCGCUGGCGGAUGCAGAAAUUACUUGGAGACCUUCUGGAAGAAUCCUCAGUACACUGUCACCUUGAAAGACGUGGAUGAAGGCGACGAUGAGAACAAAUGCACCAUAAUCGUGGCACUGAUGCAGAAGAACCGGCGCUCGCAGCGGCACCAGGGGCUGGAGUGCCUCACCAUCGGGUUCGCCGUGUACCGGCUGCCCGACUACGGCCACGUGCCCAGGCCGCUCGACCUCAACUACUUCAAGUACAACGCCUCGGUGGGCCGCUCGCAGGCCUUCAUCAACCUGAGGGAGGUCAGCGCGAGAUUCAAGCUCGAACCCGGCUCCUACGUGAUCGUGCCGUCGACCUUCGAGCCUGAUGAGGAGGGGGAGUUCCUUCUGCGAGUCUUCUCCGAAAAGGACAACAACAUGGCCGAGAACGACGAAGACGUGGGAAUGGGCGAAGUCGACGAUCGGGUGAAAGAGGUGGAGCCGAACCCAGAACCAACAGAUCCAGUGCGCGACUUCUUCACCCGCUUGGCUGGUGCCGACGGCGAAGUCGAUUGGCAGGAGUUGAAGGAAAUACUCGACUACGCCAUGAGGGAAGAGCUAGCGAUGAAGCGGGGCGGGGCGUACGACGGCGGCGGCGCCUGGGGCGGGGGCGGGGGCGGGGGAGGGGGCGUGGGCGGGGGGGAGGCCCCGCCGGCGCAGAGCUGCCUCGAGCAGCUGCUGUGCGCCCUCUGCACGCCCAUCUGCAAGGAGUUCGGCAUCGACCUGCAGCAGGUGCAGCAGCAGAGCUCCGCCCAGGAGCAGGUGCACCUCAACCAACCGCAGCCGGCGGCCGCCGAGCUUAAAGGCCAGGGAUUUUCCAAGGACGUGUGCAGGAGCAUGAUCGCGAUGCUCGACAAGGACAACUCGGGCGGUCUCGGGUUCGAGGAGUUCAAGUCGCUCUGGAUCGAUCUGCGCAAUUGGAGGGCCGUGUUCCGCCUGUACGCGGAGAACGGCGCGAUGCCCGCCCACCACCUGCGCGACGCCCUCCACUCGGCCGGGUACACCGUCAACGCGCAUGUCCUCAACGUGCUCGCGCACAGAUACACCACCGACGGCUACGUGCAAUUCGACGACUUCAUCAUGUGCUCCGUGCGUCUCAAGGCCAUGAUAGAUACAUUCAAAGGAAGAUCCUCUGGGGGUGAAUACGCAACUUUCUCCCUCGAAGAAUGGCUGAAUCGCACAGUCUACUCU